CUGCAGAAUAAGAGCUAAAGUUUGUGUUUUGGAUAAUUUCUCCCUCCGCAUGUACCAUCCCUGUUUGAUGGCACCGCGCUCUCUGAGCAUGGAGAGACUCUUCUCUGAGCAGAUCUGUAAGCUGUAGGAUCAAGAGGACCUGCAACAGGUUGGAGAAAUGGCAGACAUUCUGGAGCUGCGCACAGAUGGGAACUCUCUCCUGAAGGCAGUGUGGCUCAGACGAUUAAGACUCACCAGGCUUCUGUUGGAAGGAGGCGCAUAUAUCAAUGAGAGCAAUGAACGGGGAGAGACGCCACUCAUGGUGGCCUGUAUGUCGAGACACUCUGACCAGCAAAGCGUGAGCAAGUCGAAGCUUGUCAAAUAUCUAUUGGACAACCAAGCGGACCCAAACAUACAGGACAAGGCGGGCAGGACGGCUCUAAUGCAUGCCUGCAUCCAUAAAGCUGGGCACGAGGUGGUGGAUCACCUGCUGAGCAACGGUGCUGAUCCAAGUCUGGAGGACAGGAGUGGGGCCUCGGCUCUGGUCUAUGCCAUCAAUGCAGAUGAUAAGGAGACAUUAAAAUUACUUUUGGAUGCAUGCAAAGCUAAAGGAAAAGAGGUCAUUAUAAUAACGACAGACAAGUCACCAUCUGGCACUAAAACCACCAAACAGUAUCUAAAUGUGCCCCCAUCUCCAGAGCUGGUUGAGAGGUCGUCUCUCGAGUACUGCACCACUCCCUCUGACAUCAGUAUCACUGCGUCUCCUACAUCUGAGCAAGAGGAACAAAACACUGUAUUUAAUUUCCAGACGAAGCUAAAAACGUCCGUCUCUGCAACAAAGCUUACAAAUGGGCCCACAUCUCCAACUCGCCGGCCAGUAAACCCGAAACGGGCGCGUUUGCCUCAGCUGAAGCGGCUGCAAUCAGAGCCCUGGGGCCUGAUUGCUCCCUCUGUCCUGGCUGCAGCUGCUGCCUAUGAGGAGAGCAAGAAAGCCAGCUCUGAUGAGGAUGUAGUUGCUGGGGUGAACGGCCUCUCUCUGAAUAGGAGAGCUGCUCUGUCCCGGCAGAGCAGCGUGGAUGGGAAGGACAGCUUAUUCCCGCUGGUGGGUGACCAGCCGUGCAAAAUGACAACCUCCUUAUCAGUCCCUCCAACUUCUAAGCCUUCAUACGAGAGAUCUCUGGGACAGCACCAGCCUCUGGCUCGGCGCAGUACUGUGCCCACAGAGCAGGAGAGCGGCAGCAGCUGCGGCAGCGGACAAGUCAGCCUCAGAGAGACGUUGCACAGAAGACGUCUAGGAAACGAUCACUAUGACUCAGACUCGCAGCUCUACUCAGACUCUGCCAUGUUAGACUCUCCUAAAGUCCCAGUGGAGCGAAGGAAACUAAACACUUCUCCACUUGCAAUGCUCACCAGUUCCAGAGAAUCGCUUGACAGCAAUGCAAGCACAUCAUCUCCAAGCACGGCACGAAGGCGCGCACCUGGACUCCUGGAAAGGAGGGGCUCCGGCACGCUACUGUUGGACUACAUCUCGCACACUAGGCCUGGCCACCUGCCCCCCCUAAACGUCAACCCAAACCCACCCAUUCCUGAUAUAGGGGCCAGUAACAAGCCCUCUUCACCUCUUUCAACAGGUAUAAAAUCCAUAGCCCCAGUAGCACCAAACACACCAAAGACAGGAGGUCUAAAGACAAAGAAGAAACUUGUGAGAAGGCACUCUAUGCAAGUGGAGCAGAUGAGGCAGCUUUAUGAUUUUGAGGAGCCUCCUCAUUAGUUAGUUAUGGCGUUAAUGCAGCAAAUACCGGGGUAGUAAAUAUGAAAGCACCCUAUAAUACCAGGAAGUACAUCCAUAGCCUCAGCUGUUUCCACACACGGUUAUCUAGAUGUUGAAAAAUGUAUAAUUUAUUACAAAUAAAUCAACAUAAAUAUAUAUCGAACAAGCAAUAUAGAUAUUUUUCCCUGUGUUACACUCAGCUUAAGGAUCAUCUUUGGACUUUACAACA
Molecule: messenger RNA, 1979 nt
Organism: Cyprinodon variegatus (sheepshead minnow)
Lineage: Eukaryota; Metazoa; Chordata; Actinopteri; Cyprinodontiformes; Cyprinodontidae
Product: ankyrin repeat domain-containing protein 34C-like
Exons: 2
Coding region: 158-1750 (530 amino acids)
Molecular function (GO): protein binding
Source: RefSeq, a predicted model, not a curated record